Molecule: messenger RNA, 1059 nt
Organism: Cercopithifilaria johnstoni
Lineage: Eukaryota; Metazoa; Nematoda; Chromadorea; Rhabditida; Onchocercidae
Source: the annotation of a GenBank genome assembly
ACAUUCCAGCCAGAAUUUUGGCGUCUUACUGUUUCGGUUCUAAUUCCAAAGGAAGACCAGAAGAAUGACGAGUCGCGAUCAUAUCAUACGGGCAGUAGUGAACCACCGAAUGAUCCUAUUUCACCGCCGAUGGGCGGUAAUAUUGACACAACAGAUCGGCGUCUUCGUCGUCAAAUUGCCAAUUGCAACGAACGUCGUCGUAUGCAAAGUAUCAAUGCCGGUUUUCAAUCACUGAAGUUACUAUUGCCUAGAAAGGAUGGUGAAAAGUUGAGCAAAGCUGCAAUACUACAACAUACAGUGGAACUGAUUCAGACAUUACGUGCUGAGAAAAUGAAGCUCAUCGAAGAGAAAGAAACAUUUAUAAAUGCCAAAAAGCGAAAGAUUCAAGAUGAAAAUAUGCGGGAACGUGGUGUAAUAGGUGAAUUAACGGCUGCUUUGGAACAUGAGCGUCGUUUGCGACACCUUUAUGAGAGAAUGUUUAAUUUAUGGACGAAUUCUCCGGUGCUUUCACAAUUUCUCUCAAAACCGAACACAUCAAUUAUUAAUCCGGCUAUUGCACUGCAGAGUGUCGUGCCACCAGUUCUACAUACGCGUGAAUUUACAGGACUUUUACCUCCUGCGUUUCUGAUCGAUAAUCUGCUCACAAACGCACGAGUAGGUAAUAAUGGUUGUGGUGCUGGUAAUGAUAGUAGUAGUGGUAGUGUUGGACCACUGCAAACUACGAGUUUCGAUUUGAGCAUGUUUACGGGUAAUUUGAUAUCUGAAACAGCAGUGUCAGCAAUAGGAACUAGCAAUGAGGCACGCUUUAUUGACGACAGAAAACCUUCACCAUCACAAACACAGCCACCACCAAUCGGUGAUUUACUCACGCGUCCAUCGCCAUUUCUCUUUAAUUCUCUGGAAAAUGCCACAGGAGCCAAUUUGAAUUCAAAUUUCUACACAAUUCUGGAAGCAAUUCGACAAUUAGAAGAAAGUGCUUCAAAUAUUAGUGGUCCCACUGCUACGUCAACAGUAAGUCAGCAGCAGCAACAGCAGCAACCGAAUGUGCUGGUUCGUUAA